This is a messenger RNA of Aplosporella prunicola CBS 121167, 900 nucleotides long. RefSeq lists its product as uncharacterized. Bases 4 to 900 code for a protein of 298 amino acids. The record is from RefSeq and is a predicted model, not a curated record. The transcript has 2 exons. NCBI's taxonomy places the organism in Eukaryota, Fungi, Ascomycota, Dothideomycetes, Botryosphaeriales, Aplosporellaceae.
AAGAUGCCCACCGUCUUUAAAUUUGGUUUUGCUUGCCGUGCCAGGGGCUUCCUCGAACAACCUUCAAGCCUGCGACUUCAUCCAGCGUUCAUCCCACGACAACCUCUCAAAAGCUCCAAACCAAUCUCUCCACCACACAAAGCAAUGGCUGCCACCAACGCCAUUAUCCGCUUUGCGCAGCUUCCCGUCUUUGAGGCGGCGCUCCUCAUCUGCUACCUCGGAUGCAGUUUGACGGCCCUUGAGCCUGUUUUCUACGAUCCCGCCCUCUUCAACAUGGUCAUCGUCUUCAUCCUGGAGACGUUCCACGUCACGGUCAUCCCUGUCGCCGACGGUAUCUACCUCACCGUCAACUUCUUGUCUGCGGCUGGCGCCGACUAUCACCCUUUGUCGCCGCUCGCCUGUUCAUUCCUCCGGCUCAGUGUGCAACUUUUCGCGCACCUUCGCAAUGUCACCCUUCUUAUCCCUACGCGCGAAGGCCUCUUGUCUGAGGAGCUCUUGACUCUUGCUCAGCAAGCCAAGUUUCUGGACACCGAGCUCCCUGGACCAGCGUUGCCGCCCGGCGUGCCCGGCUUCAUGUUCCGCCGCAUUUACGAGAUACUCAGGGCCUUCCCCAACGAUACUGAAUGCUGGAACACAGCCUGGCUCAUGGAGUCUCCGAAGCUGGAGCGCAAGUUCAAAGAGCACUACGCGAGCAAAGUCUCAGACUGGGUCGGCGUCCUGAUUGACAACAUGAACAAGCCGGCUAUCCAGACCAUGGUCCUGCAGUUCCAACAUAACAAGGACGGUUUAGGCCGUUCCAUCGGAGCCGACGGAAUGCUGGUCAACGACGUCCGUGAGGUGAUCUGGGCCCGGGCCGGCUGGGUCCUCCCGGAGGCCGACACUGUUGUCCACUACUUAUAG